AUGGACGUUGAGCCACCUUCAUACAGCGAAGUCACCACCGAUGGGGAGUAUCUUCUUCCUCCAGCGACUCUGCGAAUAAGCGGCCAUGUCAUCUACUCUGAUAAAUCUGCCACAGAGCCGCUAUAUGAGCUCUCACAUGAGCUGAUCCAUCUCCGCGAUACAACAAGAAGCAUAACCGUCAAGAGACUGGAUACCACUAUCAAGCCAUCUUCCUCGUCAACAGGACCACUCUCUCACGCUGUCACACAAAAACGCCAUAUAUAUGACCUGAAACAUCCGGGCAUCAUCACCGGUCCAGUAUUCUUGUACAACGCUGAAUCAGUCUCGCGACAUAGUCUUUGCUCUUUUGGGAUGAGCACGUAUCGGCCUCGGUUGUUCUCGUCGGCGAAUGGAUUCCGAGUACACCGCGCUGGAAAAGGGCUAGGCCACCAGGUUGUUGUCCGGGGAUUGCUAUUUUCAGCAGUGUCAACCAAGGCCAGUGCGGUCAAGUACGAAUGGUCGGAUGAACGGGGAGAGAUUCUUGCACGCGAGUUGAAUUCUGCACAAGGCUGCAAACUGUUCAUUACCAAGGAGAUGAGCGUGAAGAAGAGAGAUGCGCUGGUGACAGCGUGGGUGCUAAGGACGUGGUGGGAGCUCGCACGGAGCGGGGAGUAUGAAUUAUGA
Metarhizium brunneum ARSEF 3297 is the source of this 663-nucleotide messenger RNA. RefSeq lists its product as uncharacterized. Lineage: Eukaryota; Fungi; Ascomycota; Sordariomycetes; Hypocreales; Clavicipitaceae. The record is from RefSeq and is a predicted model, not a curated record.